Molecule: messenger RNA, 939 nt
Organism: Otolemur garnettii (small-eared galago)
Lineage: Eukaryota; Metazoa; Chordata; Mammalia; Primates; Galagidae
Product: olfactory receptor 7A17-like
Exons: 1
Coding region: 1-939 (312 amino acids)
Biological process (GO): G protein-coupled receptor signaling pathway
Cellular component (GO): membrane
Molecular function (GO): G protein-coupled receptor activity; olfactory receptor activity
Source: RefSeq, a predicted model, not a curated record
AUGGAACCAGGAAAUGAUACAAGAAUUUCAGAAUUCUUUCUCCUGGGACUUUCAAAGGAACCAGAAAUGCAGUCCUUCGUAUUUGGACUUUUCUUUUCCAUGUACCUGGUCACCGUGCUUGGGAACCUGCUCAUCAUCCUGGCCAUCAGCACAGACUCCCACCUCCACACCCCCAUGUACUUCUUCCUCUCCAACCUGUCCUUUGUGGACAUCUGUUUCACCUCCACAACAGUCCCAAAGAUGCUGGUGAACAUGCAGACACAGAGCAAAGUUAUAUCCUAUGCAGGCUGCAUUGCCCAGAUGUACUUUUUCCUACUCUUUACAGGACUGGACAUCUUUCUGCUGACCGUGAUGGCAUAUGAUCGAUUUGUGGCCAUCUGUCACCCCCUACACUACACUGUCAUCAUGAACCCCAGGCUCUGUUCACUGCUGGUUCUGGCAUCCUGGUUUAUAAGUACCCUGAAUUCCUUGUUACAAAGUAUGAUGAUGCUGUGGCUGACUUUCUGUACAGACUUGGAAAUCCCCCACUUUUUCUGUGAAAUUAAUCAGAUAAUCCACCUUGCCUGUUCUGAUACCUUUUUAAAUGAGAUGGUGAUGUAUUUUGCAGCUGUGGUGCUGGCUGGUUUUCCUCUUGCUGGGAUCCUUUACUCUUACACUAAGAUAGUUUGCUCCAUACGUGCUAUUUCAUCAGCACGAGGGAAGUAUAAAGCAUUUUCCACCUGUGCAUCUCACCUCUCAGUGGUCUCCUUAUUUUAUUGUACAAUCCUAGGGGUGUACCUCAGUUCUGCUGCCACCAGCAACUCACACUCCAGUGCAGUAGCCUCAGUGAUAUACACAGUGGUCACCCCCAUGCUGAACCCCUUCAUCUACAGUCUGAGGAAUAAAGACAUAAAGCGAGCUCUAAGAAGAUUUCUUGGGAGGGAAACUGUGAAAAUGUAA